UCGAGGCGGAGUGCAGUGGGUAGUGUGUUUCGCGCCAUGGUCACCGCCGCCACCCUGCUCGUCUUCUUCCUCUCUUCCGCAUGGGCGCAGAUGGAGGAGGAGAAGAAACCAACCUACCUAACGGCCUCCGUAGGUGACUCUGUGGUCUUCAAUUGUCCACUAGACUUCCCUCACGACGUGGAAAUACCUUACGUGCUGCGGUGGAACAAAGAGCAUCAGACGGUGUUUACAAGUAACGACGGGGUGUUGUCAGCCACAGAGGUAUUCCAACAGAGAGUGAGUUUAGUGCCAGCUGGUUCAGUGUACGGCAAAGGCUCCAUAAACCUAACAGCCAUUAGGGAGACGGAUGCCGGAUGGUACGAGUGCCGCAUCUACUUCCCUAACAGAACACCCAGCACUCGACCCAACGGCACCUGGUUCCAUCUAUCUGUGGACGGAGGUAAUCUGCUCACAAUACCUCCCACCAAUCAGACCAUCAUGGAGGGAAAGGCAGUGGAACUCACCUGUGUGUCAAAGGAGGCAGACUUCUCCAUCAGCUGGUAUAAGGAUGGGGUGUUGCUGUCUGAGUUACCAGAACUGCUCGCCAGGUCUUGGGUGGCUCCACAAGGCUCUUUGACCAUUAGACAAACCAACAUGGCUGACUUAGGGCUGUAUACCUGUGAAGUGGUUAACCAGAUGGGGGAGAAACAGGCGGCCAGUGCUUACCUCAAUGUAACAUAUCCAGCUAAAGUGGUAUACUCUCCCCGUGAAAUGUUUCUCCCCUACGGCAGACCGACUCUUCUCGACUGCCACUUCCGUGCCAAUCCUCCUCUCAUCACCCUGCGAUGGGAGAAAGAUGGUUUCCUCUUUGAUCCACUCAAUGUGCAAGGGGUCUUCUAUCGUAAAAAUGGAUCACUCUACUUCGAAAAAGUAGAUGAGACACAUUCCGGGGAGUACACUUGCACUCCGUUCAACUCCCUAGGCACUGAUGGCCCGUCACCCCCCAUACACGUUGUAGUGCAACGACCCCCGGUGUUUACAGUUACACCCCAGAACCUCUACCUGCGCAAGGUAGGAGACAGCAUUGAGAUACCUUGUGACGCCUUGGAUGGCGACGGCACACAUCGCCCAACCAUAGUCUGGUUUAAGAAAGACGGAACACCGUUGCCAACUGGGCGAGCGUUUGUGACAGGAGGCAACCUGACAGUGACUAACAUCCAAGAGAGUGACAGUGGACUGUACCAGUGUGUGGCUAGCAAUGAAGCUGCCACCAUCACAACGGAGACUGAGAUCAUGGUGGAGAACACGGCUCCAAGACCUCCACAUAACCUCACUUCUGAGUCUACCACUACCAGCAUCACAGUACGGUGGCUGGCAGCUGGCGGCCGAGCCAACACCGAGUACAGCAUUUGGUAUCGACCCUCUGACGUGCCAGAGUGGCGUACCAUGAGGCUACAGUCCCGGGGCUCCACAGAGGCGACCAUCAGCAACCUACUGCCGGGGCGAGAGUAUGAGCUGAUGGUAUUGAGUCAAGAUACCCAGGGCGACGGUAUGUUCAGUAAGGCUUUCCGUGCCAGGACUAAAGCUCCAGCGCCAGGGAUCGUUGUCGAUAGUCCUGCCAGUCCACAGCCGUGGCACACCCCUACUAACGCACCUAUUGAGCCAUUCCAACAGAUCUCCCGUCCCGAGAAUGUGCGGGUGGACCUAUCACCCGACGGGUAUCGGGUGGAAUGGGACCCACCUGCCAUGGGUGUAGACAUCCUCUCACACUACAUAGUCCGAUGGUACAGACACGGGAACCAGCAGUUGGCUGAGACUAUGGAAACUACAGACCACUUUGUUGAGAUACCUCAUUUAGAAGAACAGUCGACUUAUGUCUUCACAGUAACAGCUGUAACAUCCAGCAAAUACACGGCAGACAGUGAUCGUCUGACGCUGCAGGUGCCAGCGUACGGUCGAAACAAGGUGGCGACCAUAGCGACUGUCAUGUGCGUUGCACUUCUGCUUGCUGCCGUCGCGACUGUGUGGUACGUGCGACGAUGGUAUCGCAACAGUGGUGUUAAGUCGCACAUCACCAGCACGUGAAAACACAACGCGACACACUCCGGGAAACAUUAUCUGCGGAUGAGACUGUGACUGUGUAGACAAAGCCAGGGUAAACUAAGUUGGAGAUUGUAAUUAAUGUAAGAAGCACUACGUUGAAUAGAGAGAAACUGAUUGUAAAAGUAGUUAAUAUAGGUAAUAAUGUAAUAGUUACAUUGAGGUUAUACUUGUAGUCUGUUUUGCAAAUUACUAUGACCUUAACAUCUUGCUGUCGAGAAAAGUCUGUAUUAGACUUAUGAAAAUUCUUUCAGAACAAUUUUAUUUUAUAACUUAGAAUGUAAAUAUUUCUGAUUCUGGUUUGGCAAAAGUAGUAAACCAACAAGUUGCAUGAUUUUGUUUUUAACUAGAAAAAUAGAGCAAGAAGGUUUAUGCAAAAUGUAUACGGAAAAUCAUAGGGUUGUGUAGAGUGUUGUUAAUUAUAACUGUGGUUUAUUGAUCGAAACAUUGGCCUGUUAAAUAACUAUUCAUGUUUCAACAAACAUCAUCUUACGAAGCAAUGUACCAUCAGAAGAUAUGGCUAAAUUAUCAAAUUAAUGCACUUCCACUUUUUGGACCACUAGAGAAAUGACAAUGCACUUAAUUUGGUCUAUCUAUGGUUUGUUAAAUGAGAUCUAAUAGGCAGUAAUUGACAAUGUUCAAAUACAGUAUUAAAAUAACUCAAUAUUGUAAAAAAAUGUCUUGUAAGUAAGUCAAAAUGAUUGAAUGAAAUAAUCUUGGUUUAUCUGUAUUGUGAAACUUUGUAGCUUUGUAUGCAACAUUCAUGUUUCUGAAAUUCUCAAUUAUUGAAUUCAUAAGUAUUGAUAAAACUAUUGAUUGCCCAGCAUCGUACACUCAUCACUAACUUGUUCUUAGCCAAAAAUAUGCAUAAAAAUAGGAACUAUGCAAAGGAAAUAUGCAUAAAGGAAAUAUGCAAAAAUAUGCAAAGGAACUUGCGAUGAAAUGGAAUUUAAAUAUGAGUUUUAUUAAAAUGUACUAAUCAUAUAAAUUACUUUAAGAGAAGAUAAAAAGCAUUUACAUAGUAUAUUAAAUUUCCUAUAUUUAGAAUAUAAAAUUCCUUCUUACAAAGGACUCAUUGCCAAAGAUCUUAGUUUCUAGAUCAUUAAAAUAUCAAUGAGUAUCUAGUUUGAAACAUACAUUAGUUUUUAAAGUUUUGCCAUUUAGUGUAUAAGUUUUUGUAAUAAAAUGUAAUU
Molecule: messenger RNA, 3272 nt
Organism: Macrosteles quadrilineatus (aster leafhopper)
Lineage: Eukaryota; Metazoa; Arthropoda; Insecta; Hemiptera; Cicadellidae
Product: protein borderless-like
Exons: 13
Coding region: 37-2064 (675 amino acids)
Biological process (GO): homophilic cell-cell adhesion; axon guidance; dendrite self-avoidance
Cellular component (GO): plasma membrane; axon
Molecular function (GO): cell-cell adhesion mediator activity
Source: RefSeq, a predicted model, not a curated record